AUGAAACAAAAGUACUUUCCCGAAUUGAAGUAUUCCCUACCGACGAACAAUGACGAUGUCCGUUCGGUUUCAUACGAGAAUCAAUCGUGGCUUCUUCUUGGAUUAAAACAAAGGGGUUUUGGUCAGGGUCGAUGGAAUGGGUUUGGUGGUAAGGUGCAGUCGGACGAUCGGAGUCCGAAACACGCCGCGUUACGCGAGUUGCAAGAAGAAUCUGGUUUGGAAGUUUCCAUGGAUCAAGUGGAAGAAGUUGGUCGUUUGUGGUUCACUUUUGAUGGAAAAGAGGAGUGCAUGGAAGUGCAUCUUUUCAUGUGUCGCGAUUGGAAACCGUCAGUGGCGGGGAAUACCUCGUGGCCCUGUCACACAGAGGAGAUGCACCCAUGCUGGUUUCCCAUUGGUCAAAUGGCUCCGAACAGAGAGAAACCAUCCUGCCUGGAUUUGUCCCGGAUCCCGUUCAAAAAUAUGUGGCCGGACGAUCGGAUUUGGCUGCAUCGUGUGCUGUCCAACGAUCAGGUUCUCGGUUGGGUACACUGUGUUCCACUCUCGUCAACUGAGGCGGCCAAAUCUGGUUUACUCGCGGACUGUGCCACGGAGACCAAUGGGUUAUCAAUAAGCCCGUUCGAAAUUCCAGUUUAUCGACUUCAACUUUUUCCGAAUCAGUAUGAAACGGAUAACGUUGCGGAACGAUUGAGAUUGAUCGAAUCGGUCACAGAUCAAUUGGGCUUUGUUUCCAACGUCCGUUUACGUGACUGGAUGAAAUCGGGUGUCGAUGAGGAGAGUACUUGGCGAUCGAAAAUGAUCGUUUUCGAAUGA
Molecule: messenger RNA, 810 nt
Organism: Echinostoma caproni
Lineage: Eukaryota; Metazoa; Platyhelminthes; Trematoda; Plagiorchiida; Echinostomatidae
Source: the annotation of a GenBank genome assembly